CUGAAGAGCAGGACCCCGUCCAACCCACUGCGCCACCGCACCCCCUCCGAGAGGAAGAACAGUUAUCACAAUAUCUUCUUACAUGUAAAAAUAUUAUCGGAACAGCGAGAGCAGGGGUUUGUGUCAAAUAUUUAAAUCCGCAUUACACGAAGUUUGCUCCAAGUGAUGAUGAUGGCAUAAGGACUGAGGUUUGAAGGCCCUGCAAUGGGCAAAUCGUUAGUAAUUCACUUCGUGGCUAAAACGGCAUUUAGUUUCUUGUAUUUUAAGUAAAUUACAUAUAAACAUGGAUUUCUUUACUGAAGUUAAUGGAAAUGCAUGCAAAUUUUGUUUGGAUCUCCAGGCUAAUUAUCAGUAUGUAGGUGCGUCGUGGAGCAAUGUGCUGACUUUUAAGACGGUUCCUAAACUCCAGCCAUGCCGGGUACUUUCUCUUCGAUGGAGAGACGCUGCCACCAAACUUGUUGACAUUACGCGCCGUCGGCGUCGGGUUUUUUUUUUUUUUAAAUUUUUUAAAUGGCAGUUUUAACUAAAAAUUCGAAUUCUGGACUCCACAAAGCUGUGACAGCUACAUCGCAUUUAAAGGCCACCAUUUAAUGGAGCUUCCAGUAGAAUAUACAAAGCAGCUUUUAUGUACGAGUCUAGUGUACAGUGAUGAAUAUGAAUAUGAAUGAGAGGUAAGCGCUGCUACAUGUAUUGAGGUAUGAGCAUUGUAGAUACCAUGCUUAGGCACGUGGGGUCAGUGUGGACUGGCUUCGGGCCCAACCGCUCCGGAUUUCCAUUGGGAAUGACUCUUCUGAUCACUCUGAUCGUGGCGCUGUGGCUCAGAGGUGUUCCGCAUGGCUUUUGUCUUGGUCCAGGUGGAAUGUCCCCGGAAGUCCAAGCCUACUGGUUGCCACUCCAUGCUGUCAGCCAUGAGGAUCUGCCUAGCCUGCUCUAUAGCGCCGCCCUUCUGGUGACACUUGGACAGUGGCAGGAGCGACGCUGGGGUUCCGUGGUAUUCCUUGGCUUGUCUCUCCUCUCGGCUGCCCUGCCAGUGCUGCUCUAUACCUUAGUCCUGUUUGUGAGCGGGACGCGUGCUGGCCGGAUGUGUGGCUACUCAGCUGCCCACUUGGCCAUGUUUACGGCACAGUGCGGUGACACAAAGCGCAAGCGGGUCGUCCACCAGGUACCCGUGCGUUCCCUUCCGAUGGUGCUCCUACUAAUAGACACCUGGCUGCUGCCCAACACACCUGUUCUUCUGCACGUUUGCGGCAUCUGCGUGGGACUUUGUUACAGUCCAGCUUUCAUUGUCCGACUCCAGAACGGCGAGAAGUUUGUGACUCGGGGUGUUUUGCCAUCAUGGGCUUUUGUCGCUGCUACAUCCUGUAGAGAGUGGCUGCCCACCACUGCACACAGACCUCCGAUGUCCCCCGAACGUCCGUCUUCCAACCACCCACCUUACUGGGAGGGUAUCUAUCCCGCACCCUCAUGGCCGUGGCCCUCUCACCUGGGGCCUGACUGUCUGGUGGAAGGGGCCACGGCAGCUUCAGAGACUCAGCUCUUAGACGAGGAGCUGCUCAGGGCAGGGAUACUGGCUUCCCUUGAGGACACGGCCGAGGCACCGAUGGACAAGGUGGAGGUGUCCAAGUCUUCAGUGUCUUCACUGCGUCUGCAGCAGCUCCAGAAGAUGGGGUUUCCCACAGAGAAGGCCGUUGUUGCUCUGGCAGCAACCGGGAAGCUGGAUGGUGCCAUUUCCCUGCUGGUUGACAACUGCAUUGGGGAGGAAACUGUGGUGACGUCCAAAGGGAGUCAGCUGCCAAAGUGUCAAGACACCUGAGGGGACUCUCCACGUCGUCUUGGUUCAUCCAGGCGUGUGCAGUAACAGGACAGAGGAGGGUGCUCUUCUACUUGUAGUGCAUUUUUCUGGGGCUCAUGAUGUUACAUGAGGCUGUGUGGGAGCUUCUGAUGUUCAGUUGUUGUCUUGAGGCGUGUGAAGCAGGAUAAAUAGGUGCUUUCUUAGAGAUUCGCUGCCAGAAAUCCGAACCUUACUGAAAACACCUCAGGUCGCAAAGUUCUGAGUUAAACUUUCUUAAUUCCACUCAAGCUUUUCACACACAGUCCUCCGACUGUUACUACAACCACACACGUGAUUCAGAAAAGCUUCACAAACGUGUCAUUCAGAAAAAAUUCCUCUGCCAGUGAGAAAAAGGUUCAUGGGUGCAAAUAAAAAAUGUAAUGUCUUA
Molecule: messenger RNA, 2219 nt
Organism: Scleropages formosus (Asian bonytongue)
Lineage: Eukaryota; Metazoa; Chordata; Actinopteri; Osteoglossiformes; Osteoglossidae
Gene: rhbdd3
Product: rhomboid domain containing 3
Exons: 5
Coding region: 698-1813 (371 amino acids)
Cellular component (GO): membrane
Molecular function (GO): serine-type endopeptidase activity; protein binding
Source: RefSeq, a predicted model, not a curated record